AUGAAGCAGGAUAGCUUCACCGGGAAGAACAGCAUUAAGCUGUUGUUUGGCGCGACUGGAAUAUACGCUAGUUUUCUAACCUGGGCCCUUGUACAGGAGCCUUUGACAACACGGGUAUGGCCGAAUAGCGGGUCAAAAUUUCAGGCACCAGGCCUUAUAGCUCUAGUCCAAGCUGCUGUGGCAACACUGGUAGGAAUGGCCUACAUGCGAUGGAAGCGCUCGGGAUAUGGAGCCGCGAGGCUGCUGAAAGAUUAUAGGAGGGAAUUGGCCCUUAUCUCCUUGAUGCAAACCACAUCCGCUCCAUUGGCUGCUUUCUCCCUCCAAUACGUCGACUAUUUGACUUAUAUGCUUGCGAAAUCCUGCAAAAUGCUUCCGGUUCUGUUGGUUCACUUGCUGAUUUACAGGACUCGGAUACCGCGGGGAAAGAAACUCGUUGCUCUGGUUGUGACUCUGGGCGUAACAACGUUCACUCUGGGCGGGUCGCAUGGUAACAAACUGAGCGGUGGCUCAUCUUCGAUGGCCGGUUUUGGGCUCUUGAUAUUGAGUUUGUUCCUCGACGGUAUGACAAAUGCGACGCAGGAUGAAAUGCUCAGAAAAAAUAGGGAAUAUCAGAAAGUGGCCAAGAACACUGCCAUCACCGGGGCUCAUCUAAUGUUCGCUCUGAAUUUCUUCAUGGUGUUGUACAACUCAAUCUACUUGCUAGUGCUCGAUAACGCUCAGCUGCGAGAGGCAAAAAUUUUACUGACUGCGGAUCCAGAGAUUCUCCGUUAUUUGGUCACGUACGCUAUAUGUGGUGCCAUUGGCCAGUGUUUUAUCUUCUUCACUCUAGAGGAAUAUGGCUCUCUAGUCCUUGUGAUGAUCACCGUAACUAGAAAGAUGAUCUCAAUGCUUCUGAGCAUAGCUGUAUUUGGCAAACGAGUUAGCGCCGUACAAUGGCUAGGAAUAAUCACUGUCUUUGGCGGCAUAUCUUGGGAAGCGCUCUCGAAGAGAAAGAAAUCGCAAAAGAAGAGCCAGUAG
Torulaspora globosa is the source of this 1017-nucleotide messenger RNA. It is a transcript of the gene HUT1, whose product is annotated as UDP-galactose transporter HUT1. The record is from RefSeq and is a predicted model, not a curated record. Bases 1 to 1017 code for a protein of 338 amino acids. Lineage: Eukaryota; Fungi; Ascomycota; Saccharomycetes; Saccharomycetales; Saccharomycetaceae. Gene Ontology annotation, cellular component: endoplasmic reticulum membrane; Golgi membrane. The transcript has a single exon. Gene Ontology annotation, biological process: UDP-galactose transmembrane transport. Gene Ontology annotation, molecular function: UDP-glucose transmembrane transporter activity; UDP-galactose transmembrane transporter activity.